Messenger RNA from Acaulospora morrowiae, 711 nucleotides. The record is from the annotation of a GenBank genome assembly. NCBI's taxonomy places the organism in Eukaryota, Fungi, Glomeromycota, Glomeromycetes, Diversisporales, Acaulosporaceae.
AUGUCGAGCUACAAGUUCGUAAUCUUUAUUCUUGCGAUCUAUUGUUAUAUGGUCGUAGAGGCUACCUACUACGUAACCUUAAACACUCCUCAAAAUGUUCAAACGGGUUCAACUAUUACAAUUAGUUGGAAUCUUACUGGUACUCAAGACUCCAAUGCCGAGUUAGGAAUAUAUAAGGAAGCCACUUCAGCUUCUACAACGAUAAACGCUAGCGUGGACCUUUCGCAGGGAAGAGAAACCUGGGUUGUCACUGUCGAUGCUGGAAAUUACAAACUAUAUAUACUAAAUGAAUAUACUAAGAAUAUCAUAUAUUCUGAUGUUUUUACUGUCCAAUAUGUUAGUUUGGACAGUAAUGAUAGUUCGAGCAGUACUACUGGUUCGGGCACUAGUCCAGAUCUAAUAAUCAUCAUAUUGGCUUUUUCAAUAAUGGGUUUUGCUGUUAUUACUUUCGCUAUAAUCGGAGUUUACAAGGCGGAUGACAAACCAAUUUUUUUAAUAUUAUACUUAUUAGCAUUCUCCCUUCCUCCAUUAGCUGUUGCAAUAUGUUUUCAUAAAGGUAAACCUAAAAGUACUUAUGGCGCAACAGUUCACGUGAUAUUUAGUUUAUGCACCACUUUUACCUACAUUGCUGGCGUACUUCAUGCCCUUUAUUGGAUAUUUACUACUUUUGUUUCUAAGGAAGCUACUGAGGAAGCUAAUAAGGAAGGUUAA